AUGCGGUGUAUGGGAGUGAGUCGUCCGACAUACCUGUUGUUUGCCAAUCGGAAGGACAUCUGUUUAGUCAAUUCAGACAAUCCUCGACCAAAUGCGUCGGUCAUUAUGAACCACUUGGAAGAGGCGGCGGCUCUCGACUACUACUUCAAAGAUAGUAUUAUCUUCUGGGCCGACAUCGGACUCGAGACCAUUAAAGGCAUCAAAGUUAAUGGCAGUAUCAGUCAAGACAAGGCAUUCACUAUCAUCAACACCGGAAUCAUAUCACCCGAUGGUUUGGCCUGUGAUUGGCUCACGAAGAAGUUGUAUUGGACUGACUCGGAGACCAAUCGUAUAGAAGUGAGUCGUUUCGAUGGCACCGAUCGGAAAGUGCUGUUUUGGCACGACUUGGAUCAGCCUCGGGCUAUAGCACUCGCCCCCGCAGACGGUCUAAUGUUUUGGACGGAUUGGGGAGAAGUGCCUAAAAUAGAGAGGUCUUCAAUGGAUGGCGAACCCAUCACUCGGUCUAUUGUAGUGAAAGACAACAUCUAUUGGCCCAACGGUCUAACCAUUGAUUAUGAGGCCAAAAGGUUGUAUUGGGCGGACGCCAAACUCAAGUUUAUAUCUUCGAUGGACUUUUCGGGAAGCAAUCGGAAAGUUGUGGUUAACGGCAAUCUUCCGCAUCCGUUCGCCUUAACUAUUCUGUCGGACACUAUAUAUUGGACUGAUUGGCAAACACGAGCCAUACAUUCAUUUAACAAGAAUACGGGUCAACGACGAAAGGUUAUCAGCGGAAAGCUGUCGCCAAUGGAUAUUCACGUGUACUCCUCGUCACGACAACUAACGUCUGACACCCCCUGCGAUCACGACAACGGCGGCUGUUCUAACCUCUGCUUAUUGUCGUCCAUCUCUCCAUUCUAUUCGUGCGGCUGUCCCACAGGUGUCCGACUCCUUCCUGACCUCAAGACAUGCGCCCCGAGUGCUGAAGAGAUUCUGUUAUUAGCCCGAAGGGUAGACAUUCGGCGCAUAUCACUGGACACGUCAGACCACACGGAUGUUGUGCUACCUCUGCGUCACAUUAAACACGCGAUUGCCGUUGAUUUCGAUCCAAUUGAUAAGAAGAUCUAUUGGACUGACGAUGACGUACAUGUGAUCCGAAGGGCUUUUCUGAACGGUUCCCAACAGGAAGAUAUAGUGUCCACUGAAGUGCAUCAUCCGGACGGCAUCGCCAUAGACUGGAUCGCCCGCAACAUAUACUGGACGGACACAGGAACUGAUCGCAUAGAAGUGGCCCGACUUAACGGCACGUAUAGGAAAAUAUUGUUGACUGAAGGACUUGAUGAACCGCGGGCUAUAGUGGUUCACCCCAUCGACGGACUUAUAUUUUGGACCGAUUGGGGCACGAAAGCUAAGAUAGAGAGGGCGGCGCUCGACGGCACACAACGAAGUGUUGUUAUAAGUACAGGACUCGGAUGGCCUAAUGGUUUAGCCAUUGACUACGAAAUGUCCAAAAUUUAUUGGUCGGACGCAAAGACUGAUAAAAUAGAAAAAUCUAAUUUCGAUGGCUCUGAGAGAACAGUCAUAGUCUCGGAUCAAUUGCCGCAUGUCUUCGGUUUUACUUUACUUAACGAUUACGUCUAUUGGAGUGAUUGGCAGCGAAGGUCUGUCGAAAGAGUGCAUAAGAUAACGGGUGAACAACGAGAGACAAUAGUCGACCAAUUGCCUGAUCUCAUGGGUCUUAAAGCGGUUUCUGUGAAUCGAGUGCUCGGUUCAAAUCCCUGUGCCAUUAAUAACGGGAAUUGCAGUCAUUUAUGUCUAUAUAAACCGAAGCAGAAGAAUGUGUGCGCGUGUCCUAUGGGCUAUGAAUUGGCGACUGAUAUGCACACGUGUAUAGUUCCCGAAGCAUUCCUAUUGUUUUCACGGAAAGCCGAUAUCCGAAGAAUAUCAUUAGAAUCACAUCAUUUGGAUUUCAUCCCAAUCGCUGGCAUUCAUGAAAUCACAUCUUUUGACUACCAUUUGAUUGACAAUAGAAUCUAUUGGACAGACGUUAAGCUGAAGACAAUCAGUCGAUCCUUCAUUAAUGGCAGUAAUAUUGAGCACAUCAUUGAAUUCGGUUUGGAAUCGCCGGUGAGUUUGGCGGUCGACUGGAUUGCAGACAACCUCUACUGGACGGACAGCGACUCCAAUCGGAUAGAAGUCUCGCGACUCGACGGAUCAUAUCGUAAAACAUUGAUUUGGAAGGAUUUGGAUAAUCCUCACUCUAUUGCACUUAAUCCCAGCGAAGGACUUAUGUUUUGGAGCGAUUGGGGGGCUAUUGAGCGCAUUGAACGCUCAGCACUGGAUGGCACUCAACGACUCGUUAUAGUGAACAGAUCCGGUCGGGCCAGUAGUCUGACUAUUGAUUACAAAGAGCGCCGCUUGUAUUGGGUCGACACCUUCAUCGACAAAAUCUUGUGCUCAGGACUGGACGGCGCCACUCCUAACGAAGUGAUUAAAUCCGAUCAAAACAAUCCAUUCAAACCCCGCGGACUCACUAUAUAUCAGGACUUCAUUUAUUGGUCGAAUGGAGUCGAGAAUACCAUAGAAAGAGCGAAUAAAUCCAAUCCUUUCGAUAGUUCUGUAAUUCAGACAAAAUUGGAUUCUGUUGUCGAUUCUGAUGUCGAUUUAGUCGUUUACCACAACUCUCGUCAGUCGGGUUGGAAUCCCUGUGCCGUCAACAACGGUGGUUGCGAUCACUUAUGUCUCGCUCUUCCCAGUAAUAACCAAAGAGCUUAUACUCACAGUUGUCUCUGUUCUUCACAUUAUAUCCUCAAUGAGGACAACAAGACGUGUUCCGCUCCGCAAAGUUUUCUGCUCUAUAGUCAACGCAAUUCAAUCACUCGCUUAACAAUGGAUUCGGCGACCGAUGCGCCCGAUAUUACUCUUCCCAUUCAUAACCUUAAGAAUGUAAAGGCUUUGGCGUACGACCCGUACGAACAGGUGGUCAUAUGGAUUGAUAGCCGAACCCAUGCUAUUAGAAAGGCUAACAUCAACGGCACGGGAACGGCAAUUGUUGUGCCAAAUCCUCAUGACUUGAAUGCGCCGUACGAUUUGGAAGUGGAUCCCUAUUCUAGAGUCAUAUACUGGUCGUGCAGUCACACGAACUCCAUAAACGUGACGCGUCUGGAUGGCCAACAUAUCGGAGCCAUUGUUAGUGAUGGACUCGACAGACCCCGAGGCUUAGCAUUGCAUUACAAGAAAGGGUAUUUAUUUUGGGUGAACGCCAUGAGUCCACCGAAAAUCGAGAGAAUUUCUACAUUAGGUUUGAUUAGAAAACCUAUAAUUGAGUCCAAUUUGGAGGAAGUGUCGGCACUGACUGUUGACAACGAUCUGAAUCUAAUUUACUGGUCAGAGAGCGCUCACCAGAACAUUGAAUGCAGUUCUCUCGAAGGAGACAAUCGACGAGUCAUUCUUGAAGCCACUGUUUUGCACCCGAUUUCGAUCGCCAUUUACGACAACUAUUUAUAUCUCAUUGAAAGGGAACAGAAAGUCAUCGAAAGAGUGAACAAAUUAUCUGAAAGCGGACAGAAACAGACCGUUUAUAAUCGGAUCCCACAACUCACUGAUAUUAUAUCAGUGUCUAAGAUGGACACAAACUCAUCAUCACUCGCAUGCCUCAGCGAAAACGGCGGGUGCUCUCACUUGUGCCUUAUUCGACAUAACGGGAGUACUCACAAAUGUGGCUGUCCUAUGGGAAUGGUAUUGUCCAAUGAAGACCACACGUGCAUAAGUCCUCCGCAUUGUUCAUCGGAUCAGUUCGCGUGUCUCACAGGAAAAGUGAAUUGCAUUCCAAUUAUUUGGCGCUGCGAUGGACAACCAGAGUGUGAGGACAAGUCGGAUGAAAUAAAUUGUCCGAAAUGUUUGGAAUCUGAGUUCUCGUGUCCGCGAACUACUGGCGACGGAUCAAAGUCCCAGUGUUUAGAUAACUCUCUCCUAUGCGAUGGAGUGACUGAUUGUAUGGACGGAUCGGACGAACACUGUUGUGGUUUAGAAGAGUUUAAAUGCAAAUCCGGCAGAAAUUGUUUGACUUUAUAUCAGUUGUGCGACGGAAAGGACGACUGUAUGGACGGCUCCGAUGAGAGUCAAAAGAGUUGUCGACACAAAAUGGAUAGAAUGCCAUUAGAAAUGGCUAACCAACCGGCGCCUCGAACCGGCUAUAGUGUUGUCAUUAUAAUCGCCGUAUUUAUUAUAUUUGUUAUCUUUAUCAUUGCCUACCAGUGCAGACGCAAAGCACAGGCUUACGAGGAAAAGGAUUUCGGCGCCAAUGAUAUGCUGAUGAGUGCUCAGAGACCACUCAACCCUCAAAGCAGUGAUUUGCGAACCAAUCCAUUGCUGUCGAGCACUGAAAACACGUCUGGAAAGCGAUUUCCAAUUAAUCCCAACUUUAAUGUCUGUCCAACACUUCAACAGAGCAGUGAUCCCUGUUAUGAGCGCAACAUUACGGGCGCCUCCUCUACGAGCUCUUCCAUCAAUAACUACCCGAAGGAGACACUAAACCCGCCUCCGAGUCCAGUGACAGACCAGUCUCAGUGCAACUUCGAGGGCAGUUCGUGCGCCAGUUCCUCUGUGGCUCACUCUCGCAGCUCCAGAAAUGCCAUUCUUCCGAAUCGCCAUAAAAAGAAUCGUUGGAUGAGAACCAGAGGUCCGCCGCCGACGCCCUGUAGUACUGAUGUCUACGAAGACAGUGAGCCCUCGCCCAUCAAAUACACCGCCUAUUAUGACAACUCACAGGCGGAACUCAGUUACGACUCCGACCCCUACCCUCCGCCGCCAACUCCCAGGAGUCACUACUUCUCGGACUUGAGUGGUCCGCCAUCGCCUGUCACUGAACGCAGUUAUAACAACCCAUACCCUCCCCCGCCAUCACCUGUUCCUGAAUUAGAAACGCCUGAAAUCACUUAAUUUUGAGU
Messenger RNA from Oppiella nova, 4925 nucleotides. Lineage: Eukaryota; Metazoa; Arthropoda; Arachnida; Sarcoptiformes; Oppiidae. The record is from the annotation of a GenBank genome assembly.